UAAAACUAGGGUUUCAAAACUAGAGCCUUUUGUUCUUUCUCACUCAAAAUUUUGCUUCACAAGAACGAAACGCAGAACUCGACGAUUUCGUUCGUUCUUCACCUCACAAUCUUUCACCAUGAGCAGGUCAGGGCAACCCCCGGAUUUGAAGAAAUACAUGGACAAGAAUCUUCAGAUCAAGCUGAAUGCAAAUCGGAUGAUUAUUGGUACUCUCCGGGGCUUCGAUCAGUUUAUGAAUUUAGUUAUUGACAACACUGUGGAAGUGAAUGGCAAUGAGAAAAAUGAUAUAGGGAUGGUGGUAAUCAGAGGAAAUAGUGUGGUCACUGUGGAGGCACUUGAACCUGUGACCAAGAAUUGAGUUCUGUUUGAUGUAAACAAUUCGAAGUAUAUUUCUUGGUUUAAACUGUGUGUAUGUGAACUAUGUAGCUGCUGAGAGUAACAUGUAGUGUUGCACUUUCAAGUUGUUGCUACUCUAAAGUGAAGGCUUCUUCCUUCGUUUAGCUGAUACUUGCCCUGUUGCUCUAACAUUCUCAUUUUGCUCUACAUCAAAUGAUUUGGUUUUUGGAAGAUCAAA
Molecule: messenger RNA, 574 nt
Organism: Lotus japonicus
Lineage: Eukaryota; Viridiplantae; Streptophyta; Magnoliopsida; Fabales; Fabaceae
Product: probable small nuclear ribonucleoprotein G
Exons: 4
Coding region: 119-358 (79 amino acids)
Biological process (GO): spliceosomal snRNP assembly; mRNA splicing, via spliceosome
Cellular component (GO): U12-type spliceosomal complex; U5 snRNP; spliceosomal tri-snRNP complex
Molecular function (GO): RNA binding
Source: RefSeq, a predicted model, not a curated record